GCAACAACCUGUUACCAGAAUUAGAGCUUGGGGAGUUUAGUACGUACAAUGCAGAGCAGCUGAUUAGUUUCAUGGAACGAUACCCGUUUUUGUAAUACGUCUUCAUUUUUAGACUGUUAAUCUAAAGUAGAACUGAAUUAAUUGGAAUAUUGCAUGCACGAAGCAAUAGCUGCAUCUGGCUGGGACGUUGAUAAUGAUUAAUCCGAUUAGCAACCAGAUACUGACAAGAAUAACUUCUUCAUUUUUCUAUGAUCUAAUCUAACAGCUCAGUGUAAUUAACAUUCAACCCAUCUUACACCACAGCAUCCCACAACAUAUACAAUAAAAUACAACUAUUGAAUAUGGAUCUCAGCAUCGUAAAAGAAAUUGUAAUACUUUUCCUCUUUUUUAUUGUCCUAUUUUGCGUAUUUGUACCUGUAAAAUUUGCUGCGAGUGCUGCUGAAAGUGGCGUCGACAUUUUUCAUUUGGACAGAUAUGCGUCAAUUGUUAGUAUUUUGAACUGCUAUGCUGCUGGGAUUUUUUUAGGCACAUGCCUUCUUCACUUAUUUCCUGAUGUACAGGACAAUGUGAAUCAGGCAAUGCAACAAAUCGAUCCGGACAAUAAAUUUCCCUUUGCUAAUUUUACUAUUGCUAUUGGGUUUUUUAUGCUAUUAACGAUAGAGCAGAUAAUUUCUGAUAUUAGAGAACGGAAUUUUUCUCUAUCACGACCUGAAGCGUUACCCAUAUUGGGAGAAUCUCGUAUAACGGAUGAUGAUGACACGCCGAGUGAAAUUGUAAAUCAUGGUCAAAAUCAGACGAUUAGAGCAUUAGCAAUGACUACAGCAUUAAUUAUACAUUCCACAUUUGAAGGGAUCGCAAUUGGUGUUCAAAAUACAGUGGAGAACGUGUUACAGAUUACAGGGGCCUUGGUAUUACAUAAAAUAGUCAUCUCAUUUAGUCUAGGACUGACUCUAUCUCAGAGUCCUUUGAGCACAAUAAAGUCAGCAAUUUGUGGGGUGAUAUUUGCACUUUCUUCUCCGGUUGGAAUAGGAAUUGGACUUUUAUUGACCAACUUGGAGACUCUCAACGGCUCUCUCGUCGUUGGGUCUUUACAAGGGUUCGCAGCAGGGACCUUUCUAUAUGUUGUAUUCUUGGAAGUAUUGCCCAACGAAUUUAGAUCGGGUCAUCUCCACCUGCCAAAACUUCUUAGUUUCAUUUUAGGAUUUAGUACGAUUUGUGGUGUCAUAUUCUUAUUUCCUGACUAAUGAAAUGACAUGCAUUUUUUAAAUAAUAAUAUCGAACUAUUAAAAUUAUAAUAGUACUAUUAUGCGCCUGCGGUAAGUUAUUAGUAGUGCGUUCUCUGGUAUACAUACUCCAGAAUCUGGAGUACAUACGUAUGUAUAAAUCCAUGUUAUACAGUCAAUGGAAAAACGACUAAAAAUAUUAAUUCUUUGUGAAUAUGAAUUAUCAUAAUGUAUUAAUAAUAAUUGUUUUGUAAUGCGCUUUUAUAAAUUCAAUAAUGUGAUACGUUAUUUUAUGCGUUGGUACACAUGUUGAAAAAGUACACAUAAUUAUUUACUCGACCUAAAUAAAUUUUUAUUUUUUGCUAUUUUA
Messenger RNA from Folsomia candida, 1593 nucleotides. Its product is annotated as zinc transporter ZIP1. The coding region runs from base 342 to 1244 and encodes 300 amino acids. NCBI's taxonomy places the organism in Eukaryota, Metazoa, Arthropoda, Collembola, Entomobryomorpha, Isotomidae. Gene Ontology annotation, molecular function: zinc ion transmembrane transporter activity. The transcript is spliced from 7 exons. Gene Ontology annotation, biological process: zinc ion transmembrane transport. Gene Ontology annotation, cellular component: plasma membrane. The record is from RefSeq and is a predicted model, not a curated record.